GGUGGUGCCACUAAAUAUGUAAAUCUUGCCACGUCUAGAAGUUGUUGAAACACGCGUAAAGCUGCAUGUAUGAGUAAAUUCCUCCUAAGAUCACACUGCCACGGUGAUCAUGUAGACAUAGUAAUCAUGCAUACAUAAAUGUCAUCCAUCCAUCUAUCUAGCAUCUAAUCUAAACUAAGAAGAGUUAAGUAUCCAAUCGUAUCGUAUCUAAAAAUGUCGACCAACAACGACCAAUCUCAAGUACCCGGCGAGCCAACUCAAACCACCACCUCCCUCCUUCAGACCGUCACCUCUACUAUCCAAGGUUUCGGUCCCAUCAACAAAAUCCACCAACACCUUUGCGCGUUUCAUUUUUACUCGCACGACAUGACUAGGCAAGUGGAGGCACACCACUAUUGCGGGCACCAAAACGAGGAGAUGAGGCAGUGUCUUAUCUACGACAGCCCCGACAAGAAUGCGAGGCUUAUAGGUCUUGAAUAUGUUAUCUCUGAGAAUCUCUUCUUGACUCUGCCCGACGAGGAGAAGCCUCUCUGGCAUUCUCAUCUGUUUGAGGUAAAGAGUGGUUUCUUCUUCAUGCCAAAUGUCCCUUCUCCAAUUGAGCACAAAGACAUGGAGAAAAUUUGCAAGACUUAUGGUAAAGUCUACCAUUUCUGGCAAGUUGAUAGAGGCGAUGCUCUUCCACUUGGGAUACCUCAACUCAUGAUGGCUCUCACUAGAGAUGGCCAACUCUAUGAUCACCUUGUUCAAAGUUGUGCCGAGCGUAUGGGGAUAGACUUUGAGAAGGAGAGAAAGAACAGGGAGUAUAUGACAGGACCAGCACAUGGAAUUCAUCCAUUGGCUAAUGGAGGAGGUAAAGGCCUCGAGACAAGACUCAGGGAGGUUGAGCUUAACCAUGAUGAACCUCUGCCCUCUGCAACCAGGGUCUUUGUUUGAUCAUGAACAUAAUCAUGAACAUGUGUAAUAAUACCUUAUAUAGAGGACACCCUUUUUAAGACUUGCUGCAACAAAUAUAAUAUGGCAAUAAUAGUCUUUUGGGUCAGACUAAUAAUAUUCCAAUUCGAUCAAUGUUGUUGUACCA
This is a messenger RNA of Cicer arietinum (chickpea), 1078 nucleotides long. RefSeq names its product oil body-associated protein 1A. The record is from RefSeq and is a predicted model, not a curated record. Lineage: Eukaryota; Viridiplantae; Streptophyta; Magnoliopsida; Fabales; Fabaceae.